This is a messenger RNA of Saccostrea echinata, 2660 nucleotides long. RefSeq lists its product as uncharacterized. The record is from RefSeq and is a predicted model, not a curated record. Lineage: Eukaryota; Metazoa; Mollusca; Bivalvia; Ostreida; Ostreidae. Bases 83 to 2470 code for a protein of 795 amino acids. The transcript is spliced from 10 exons.
GUAUUAGUGUGUAGUUUUAUGUAGAAUUAGUUUUUAGUGUAUAUUCAGUUGGAUUAUUGUGAUAUUUCCGUAUAAACUGAGGAUGACGGAGACCCCUGUCCCCAGAGUAGAUUCCAGAGGAAGACGAUGUGUGGCUGGAGGCUGCAGCAACACAAAGAUGGAGGGAAUCAGCCUGCAUUAUUUUCCCUUUGACAGACCUGCCAUUUUGCGUAGAUGGACGCAGUUUGUGCAACAGUACCGGAAGAAUUGGAAGGGCCCCUCGAAGACGUCCACGUUGUGCUCUGUUCACUUCGCUGAGGAUGCCUACCCUGCAAAGUACAGGAUUUUGGAAUCCAUGGGGGUGAAGGUGAACAGAAGAGACCUCAACAAGGAUGCUAUUCCUACACUUCAGACAAAGGUAGACCCAUCUACAACACCGGCAUUGGCAUUGGGGAAACGGCAGGCCCCUCCCACGACCCCUCUAACUAGCACCCCGAAGAAGCCUAGGAGGGCUUAUCUCAAAAGAGAAUCAGAAAGAAUAUUAUUGGAGUUUGAGCAUGCUAAGAGAGAGUCCGAUACCCAAACUGAAGUUGACUGUCAUAAUCUCCAAGGGGAUGAUUGCACUACGCAGCAGGGGUCUGAUGACACACCAGCCGUUGAAGUGGACGAGGAGAGAUGUACCAAUGUCGUAGAGAUGAUUGUGAAAGAGACGAGAACUGUGGGGUCCCAACUCUCUUUGCCCAAGCCUCAUAGAAAGUCCCACUACACACAGACCAAGUGGAAAACCAGUGACAAAGUGGUGCAGGCAGGUAAUCCUGUGAAGACCAGGGAUGUUGGAAUUGCUUGUGAACUUCUGCCAGCUCCUCCCCUUAGACGCUUAGGAGAACCAGAGGCACCUGUACUACAUGAAGAGUGUGCUGACAUAACAUUUUCUUCUAUUGGCACAAAUGAUGAUCUAGAUGAGGAGGAUGAAUCAGUUCAUGACUCAUUCAGUAGUAUUGACUCUGAAGACUUGCUGGAAGGCGACAGGGGGGAUAGAAGAGGAAUGAAGUUUAUUGUGUACCAUGCCCAACUCAUGGAUCUGUUUGCUGCCUGCCCAAAAUGUGCCAGCCCAUCUUUGGCAGACAUUGUGCACUCGAAGGGAACCUUCAUUUCCAUUCGACAAGAGUGUGGAUGCUGUAGGUUUAGCAGGAUUUGGUCGAGUCAGCCCCUCAUUGGUUCCAUCCCUGCAGGCAAUUUCGAACUGUCUUGUGCCAUCCUGUUUUCCGGAUCCUUGCCUACAAAGUCCAUCCGGAUGAUGCAAUUUAUGGAUCUGGCUACCAUCUCAGUGAGGACUUUCAACAACCACCAACAGCAUUACCUUCAUCCAACCGUUCUCAGUGUUUGGAAGAACUACCAGAGGGAGUACAUACACCAAGUUCAGGACUCUGGCCAGCCAGUUCGUUUGGGUGGAGAUGGGAGGGCAGACACGCCAGGUCACUGUGCCAAGUUUGGCAGCUACACAGCCAUGGAUUUGGACAGAAACAUGGUUAUUGAUGUCCAACUUGUACAGAGCAAUGAGGUCAGGGGCAGCUGCCAUAUGGAGAAGGAAGGGCUAAUAAGAGCUGUCCAAUUCCUGCAUCAGAACAAUAUUGAAGUCGGCCAGCUCAUCACAGACAGACAUCUCCAAGUGGCAAAAUGGGUUCGAGAGAAUAUGCCAGACACUACACACUACGUCGAUGUUUGGCAUGUUGCAAAAGGUCUGAAGAAAAAGCUGACAGCCCUUAGCAAGGAAAAAGACUGUGAAAGAUUGAUGGAGUGGAUAAAAAGCAUUGUAAACCACCUGUACUGGGUCCCUACUUCUACACCAGAUGGCAGCAACGAGUUGAGGUGGGAGAAAUGGAUCAGUGUAUUCAACCAUAUUCAGAACAUCCACGAGGGACAUGGUGAUCUCUUUGAGAGAUGCGAGCAUGACGAAUUAGAUGAAGCUGCACGACAGAAAAGAUGGUUGAGACCUGGUACAAAGGUAGUGGAAAAGCUGGAGGCCAUCAUCACCUCAAGGCAGAUGAAGAAAGAUAUUCCAAUGCUUUCACCUGAUCUUCAGACAUCCAGUCUAGAAGCCUACCAUUCGGUGAUUAACCAUUAUGCCCCAAAGAUGAACAAGUUUUCCUAUCAUGGGAUGCAGAGUCGAUUGCUCCUGGCAGCCAUGCAUUUUAAUGAAAAUGGACAGAAUAUGCAGGCUGCUACAAAGGAUGGUAAACCUAGGUACAGCAUCACCUUUCCCAAACAAAAGAAGGGCGACUUCACCGUGAAGAAAAUCAAAACAAAUAACACUUAUGGAUAUGUUGAAUCACUGAUGGUUGAGGCUACCUCCCGAGUCAGGAACAACCCAAUGCCACGUUGUGAGCUUGACGAAAUGCCAAAUGAUCCACCUCCCUUGUGUGCUCAUUUUGUCCAUCCAGAGAAAGACGAUGCCACCAAUCAUCACAUCACCCGGUUCCGGCGAAACUAAAACCUCUAUAGUGCCCAUCUUCCUCUGGAUAAGUGGUGCGGAUCUUAUGGACUGCACAUGCUGGGAGAGGUACCCUCACUUCCUUUCCGAGCCAUCCCCAGCACCACCUAACCAGCUGCCUGUAUCCGAUAUAUCUCAUACGCCUACAAAAUAAAGAUAACUUGUACUUGUUAACAUGGAUACUUGUUAU